Aspergillus nomiae NRRL 13137 is the source of this 737-nucleotide messenger RNA. Its product is annotated as histone-fold domain-containing protein. Gene Ontology annotation, molecular function: protein heterodimerization activity. The record is from RefSeq and is a predicted model, not a curated record. Bases 150 to 737 code for a protein of 195 amino acids. Gene Ontology annotation, cellular component: CHRAC; nucleus. Lineage: Eukaryota; Fungi; Ascomycota; Eurotiomycetes; Eurotiales; Aspergillaceae. The transcript has 4 exons.
CCUACCCACUUCAAAUAAUUGUCAGGUUUCUAGAUCAACACAGGAACGGCUGAGACUCACACCUUGCAGCACCGACUUCGUUUCCCUUCGCAUUAUCCAAGAAAACUUUCCCUUUCCCUAUCCUAGAUUUACACUCGGCGCGACCCACGAUGCCUCCCAAGGAGAAGCCCACUCCGGACUCUGCGCACUCCCAUGAGAUCACCGGCCAGAGCGCUCUUCCUAUUUCGCGGAUAAAGAAAAUCAUCCAAUUAGACGAGGAUAUAGUACAAUGCUCAAGCAACGCUACGUUUGUGAUCGCGAUGGCUACAGAAAUGUUCAUCCAAUAUCUCACAGAACAAGGGCAUAAUGUCGUCAAAUCCGAACGAAAACCACGAAAGCUCAUCCAAUACAAAGAUCUAGCUACGGCGGUUUCGCGAAUCGAUAAUCUAGAAUUCCUCUCCGACGUUAUCCCCAAGACGACCACCUAUAAACAAUUCAAGGAAAAGAAGGCGAAGGAAGCCAUCAGAGAAGCCGAGAUCGAGAAAGGACAGCGCACACUGAAUGGAACUGUACCACAUGCCAAUGGGGAAUCAGAGCAUCAGGAAGAACUACAAGCUAUAGAAGAAAAGCCAUUAAAGAGCCCUCGGACGCCGGUGGUCAUGCAUGCGACUGGAGCAGUGAGCACGCUGGUGGUCGAUCGGACUGUUGACAACCAGAGCAAGGGAGAGGACGGGGAUGUGGAAAUGGUUGACCAGUAA